Messenger RNA from Protopolystoma xenopodis, 597 nucleotides. Lineage: Eukaryota; Metazoa; Platyhelminthes; Monogenea; Polystomatidea; Polystomatidae. The record is from the annotation of a GenBank genome assembly.
AAUCUCUUCUCGCCUGAUCACCUCAGGCUGGCUAAAUCUAAGUCCUCGCGGAUGCCUGACCAAUCAACUGGGAGUCAACUGGCCGAGACUGAUGCUACUUGUGUCGUUGGACAAGAUGACAAGACAAUAGGUCAACAAAGAGGGAAGCUAAUUGGCGAGCAGCGUAAAUGUCAUAUUUGUUACCUGACCGGCCAUUUGGCCUCUAAUUGCCCUCAGCGACGCACUUCUAAGCCAUCUAGACAAGGCCAAGGGGCCGUAACGGGGUUUGACCGGCUACAGGGUACAGAAGGAAAUGCGCCUCAACAACCGAACAACCAGCACCAACGUCCUAAACCAAAUCAGCAUUUGUCUCACUAUAAGCUUAACCAGGGACCUUAUAAAAAGUUCAAACUAGAACAUCAGCAAAAUAACUUUAACCAAAAGCAAUCUUUACAAAUUCAGCAAUUUCAGGAGCCUAAGCAGUCAUUUCGUCCGCGCUAUCGAGGCCAAUUUUCAGGCAAGGCAGCUUUAUUGAGGCCAACAACCUUGUCACCACAUCAGAUUUACCUCGCUAAAAAACAUGACGCGGACAUUGUGUUUAGGGAGCAUACUAAUUAG